CUUUUUUGGUGGUUUGGACGAGUCAGUGUUUACACAAAGAGCUGAAUCGUUAGUGGAUGUUGUCAAGAAUAAUCAACAAAUGAACAUCAAGCACGAUAUGUAUCCGUCACAAAUGAACGCGAGCAUGCCACCCCCAUUUUCUACCUCAUACACAACUAGGGGGAUACACUCAUCCGUAGAACACCACAAUGAACUCCUCGAUCAGAUCUCUUUAACGAACAGUCUAGCAGAGAUACAAAACCCAAUGUUGGCGCACCAACAGUAUUCACAAAUCCCAAAUAAUGGUCAUAUGAACUCCGGCACACACGUGAUGCUCUCACAUGGCAUGGGAAUGCAUGAUCUAGACACCGACCCCCGAGAACUCGAAGCAUUUGCUGAGAGAUUCAAGCAAAGGCGCAUUAAAUUGGGGGUGACUCAAGCCGAUGUCGGUCGGGCUCUUGCAAAUUUGAAACUCCCCGGAGUGGGAGCUCUUAGUCAAAGCACGAUUUGCCGUUUUGAAUCACUUACCCUCAGUCACAACAACAUGAUAGCACUUAAACCUGUAUUAGCCGAAUGGUUAGACCAGGCAGAAGCGACGGCUAGAGCAAAGCGGGAGAACCCAUUAAUGGCAAACGGAGACAAAAAGCGAAAGCGUACGAGUAUAGCGGCUCCGGAAAAGCGAUCUUUAGAGGCGUAUUUCACUGUGCAGCCACGUCCGUCCAGCGAAAAAAUCGCCGCGAUUGCAGAGAAGCUGGAACUAAGGAAAAACGUUGUUCGUGUAUGGUUUUGUAAUCAAAGGCAGAAACAGAAACGGAUGAAAUAUUCAGCACAGGGUAGAUGAACAUUUAGUGAUAGGUAUUUUUAUCUAAACUUUUAUUUUGGUUUGCUAUCGUCACGACCACCGCCUGUGAAAAUGUGCAACCGAACAAGUUGAACUAACGAGCAAAAGAAGCGCUCAUCGCAUUACUCUUUUACUUGUAAUUAUCAGCACUGACUAUGGUAGACAUCACAUAGGACCCACAUGUAAAUUAUAAGAUUGGGUAAUCAUGAAGAAAAGGAUUGUAGCCGAGAGAACAUCGCUGGAGAGAUCAUACACGUCGAACAUACAUGUCCAGGCAACCGAGACCAUGCCUAUGCCUAUGGUGUGGCGUAAUGUGUAUACCCUCCUUUUAAACAAAUAUAUAAAAUAAACUACGAUCAAUUCCAAGAGAACUCUUGUUGAACUAGAGAGAACCUUCAUCGAGUAUUACAAUAACAAAUGCGACUUUUAACUUGAACAAAGCAUCUAACUCGGGAAAGCAAAAUUCUAUACAUAAAUCGAACUUCAGCUCAAAAGACAGUUUUCGACAGCAUUGACUAUUUUGUGUUCGUCAACCAAAUGAAUACCCGCGGGGAAAUCGAUGUAUCCUUUGUGCCAUGCUGCUGCGUAGUUACUUGAACGCAGUGACCAUGUACAGCAGACGAUCUUCAUACGAUACAAGCCUGGACCUAAGGACUCAAAAUGGCGGGCCAAAUAGAGUUGCUGUUGCAUGAACACUCUUUAAAGUAUUCCGAUAAAAUUAAUGAAUGUGGUAUGUUAGGCCUACCGGUGUUCAUUUAAUAGUCGAAUUACCUAG
Messenger RNA from Anneissia japonica, 1595 nucleotides. RefSeq names its product POU domain, class 4, transcription factor 3-like. Lineage: Eukaryota; Metazoa; Echinodermata; Crinoidea; Comatulida; Comatulidae. Bases 80 to 820 code for a protein of 246 amino acids. Gene Ontology annotation, molecular function: RNA polymerase II cis-regulatory region sequence-specific DNA binding; DNA-binding transcription factor activity, RNA polymerase II-specific. The transcript has a single exon. The record is from RefSeq and is a predicted model, not a curated record. Gene Ontology annotation, biological process: regulation of transcription by RNA polymerase II.